Messenger RNA from Lecanosticta acicola, 781 nucleotides. The record is from the annotation of a GenBank genome assembly. NCBI's taxonomy places the organism in Eukaryota, Fungi, Ascomycota, Dothideomycetes, Mycosphaerellales, Mycosphaerellaceae.
AUGUCGAGUGCAGCGGCAUUAGUGGUGCCCGCACUGAAGCGACACACCUCUACGGUCAUCGUAGCGCACGGUCUAGGAGACAGGUGAAGCCUCCUUCGCCAAUUGCUUCUUACUUCCGAAGGUAAUAGCUUACCCAUUGAACAGCGGUGCAGGAUGGAUGCCCUUGGCCGAGGAAUACCGUCGACGAUCACUCUUCCCUGAGACCAAAUUUGUCUUCCCCAACGCACCAAACAUCCCCAUCACGGUCAACAUGGGCAUGCGAAUGCCCGGGUGGUACGACAUUGCUGAUUUCGGAGACCUCGCCAACCGCAGCGAUGACGAGGCGGGCGUUUUGAGGUCGCAAAAAGUCUUCCACACAUUGAUUGAGGAGGAAAUCAAGAAUGGGAUCUCAACCGAUCGGAUAGUGCUUGGUGGCUUCAGUCAGGGCGGCGCAAUGAGCCUGAUGGCGGGGAUCACGAAUCCAACGAAGUUGGGCGGCAUCUUUGGCUUGUCUUGCUACCUGCUGCUACAAGGCAAGAUCAGGGAUCUCGUACCCAAAGAUUCGCCAAACCAGAAGACUCCCAUUUUCAUGGGACACGGCGAUGCCGAUCCAGUGGUGCAGUAUCAGUGGGGCAAAAUAACGGCGGACAAGCUGAAGGAGUGGGGUUGGAAUGUGGACUUCCGGACGUACAGAGGCUUGCCGCACAACGCUGCUCAAGAAGAGAUUGAUGACCUCGCCGAGUACUUGAAGGCACGGAUACCGGAGCUGGGAGACAAGGAGAAGGGUAGCGGGAGUCUAUGA